Molecule: messenger RNA, 5697 nt
Organism: Monosiga brevicollis MX1
Lineage: Eukaryota; Choanoflagellata; Craspedida; Salpingoecidae
Exons: 39
Coding region: 1-5697 (1898 amino acids)
Biological process (GO): protein ubiquitination; ubiquitin-dependent protein catabolic process via the N-end rule pathway
Cellular component (GO): cytoplasm; ubiquitin ligase complex
Molecular function (GO): ubiquitin protein ligase activity; zinc ion binding
Source: RefSeq, a predicted model, not a curated record
AUGUUCUGGCGCAACCGACCCUGUGUCGUGGUUGGCAUUAGUCAAAACCAUUAUCUUGAAUGCAACCUGCCCGCCAUGGCGGCCCGACACAUACCCUUGGCCCGCCGCAAGUCGGGCGGAGGCGCGGUCUACCACGACGAGGGCAAUCUGAACCUUACUUUCCUCACUCCAAAACCGGCUUACGAGCCUGGAAGAAACGCCAACAUUCUCGCUCAAGCCCUGCAAGAUGGUCUCGGCGUCCCAGCCAGAGUUAUGGAGGAACGCAACGACAUUGUUGUCGAUGGGCACAAAAUCUCAGGCUCGGCCUAUCGUAUCGGCCGCUUGGCAGCUUAUCAUCACUGUACACUGCUGGUAUCGUCCAAUCUCGGGAACCUAAAAAACGUCUUGCGCUCUGAACUCGCACCCUACAUUGUCAGCAAAGGGGUCCCCAGUGUUCGUCACCUGAAUGGAUUGAUGGGCGAUCACCCAUCUUCACCUUUUCCCGGACCUUUCUCGUCGGUGACCCUCAGCAACCCAUCAAGGUUUGUGCUCUUUAUUCUUCAAACUGACCGUCUCACUUGUCGCCUGGCCCUCGGAAGAAGAAGAAAGCCUUGUUCUUUUCUUGCCUUUCAAAACGAGAACAAACCGAAGAAAACAGACUUAAUGAAGAUAUUCAACCUGCCCCAACGUCCACCAAUGCAAAUCCUGUACAAGAAGUUGCUUCAAAGAAUGCUACAAGUUGCAGUAAACUUACCUUUGUGUGUGUGUGAGAAGGAAGAGAGACAGAGAGACAGAGAGAGAGAGAGAGAGAGAGAGAGUUCACAGGCUGAAGCGGCUUUGCGCGCAGAUGGCGAUGCGACCUUGCAAGCCUUUCGUGCCAGCAAUGACGAAUCCUUGCGCAUUGGCCAGUACCGCACCAGCGAGCACCUCAUGGCCUACCUGUUCCACGCCUAUCGCAUGGAUGGUUGUGACUCGCAUGAGGCCGUGGUGGAGCGACUGUCGGCCGACUCAACACCCUCUGGGCUCUGUGGCUAUGUGUUUCAAGACCAAGACCCCACCUACACCUGUGUCGAUUGUGCCGUUGACCACACCUGCGUCAUGUGCCACGACUGCUUCCAUAAAUCUAUCCACCGCGAGCAUCACUACAACGUGUACAUGAGUGGUGGCGGUGGCUGCUGCGAUUGCGGUGACUCUGAGGCUUUCACCUCAGGCUACGCUUGCACGCAACACCAGGUUGAUGAAAGUCAACAGCAGUCGCCGGCAACCCUGUGUCAAAAUCAUCCGCGCCCGCUUCUGGAGAGCCUGGUCGAGAGACUGGGUCACAUUUUCACGUUGGCUGAGCGAUACCUGGAAGAUACGGAGGGCCCCUCGCGCGAGGCGUCGUGCCUGGUUGUGUACAACGACGAGCUGCAUGACUUUGUCCAAGUCAUUGAAAUAUUGAGCCUGGCCACCCACUGUACCGAGGCUCGUGCACGCUCUUGGGCAUUGUUGAUCGACGAGAUUGGUCGUGCCGUCAUCCUGCUGGGCACUCCUGGCCAGUGCGAGCAAGGCUCGGAAAUUAUCACGCCCUCUCAUUUGGUCAAUUACGUCAGCUCCAUCAGCCACAUCAGCCGCCAGGAGUGUAUGGUGGACGUGCUGAUGCGGUUGGCUGACAUGUGCAAGCAGUCAACGGUUAUGCGCCACGUUCUCGGUGGCGUCCUGUGUGGCCAGACACUCGAUGCCAUCUUGGCCGAUACCGUCACGACGAGUUCGCUGGACGACAGCUUUCUAGCGCGUCACAUGCGCACACAGGCGGCAUUUUGGAAAGAGUCACGCGCUGCCUAUCGUGCCCUCAUUUUUGCAGCCCCCAUGGUUGAACACAACUACAAGAAGUUCCUUGGCCUGUGUUUGUGCAAGAACUAUACGGUUCUUCAUCAAAAGCGAGCCGAGAGCGCUGAAGGCGACGAUGAAAGCCUCAUGCAGCUCUCCGUCCAGGUCUUUACCACACCUUCCGUCACGACGGAGCUGGUUUACUUUCACAACGCUUUUGAUUAUUUACUUGAUACCUUGAACAAGCUCUUCGAGCCUUUUUGGGAUCCCCGGGAUGGUCGAUACAAUUGCCGCGUGCCCGAGCGCAUGGCGCAUACCUUCCACGAUCAGUAUGCUACCAUCAUCUACGAUAUUUCUUAUGCGCUCAAAGCCGACCUCGGCACCCUUGAUAUGCUUCUCCCAAGAUACGAGCGCUUGAGCUGGCGCCAUGCUUUCUUGAUAGAAAUGACCUUGUGCUCGAAGCUGCUGCAAAGCCUGUUGGAUUAUGGGAAGCAGCAUCCCCAACACGUCCUCUAUGGCAUCCACGCUCUCGGUCGUGAUUUUCGUCAGUUGUGCUGCGUACAGCCCAUGCAGCCCAUGCCAAGCAACUUGAAGUUGCCUGAACUUUCUGAACUCCUGGCACAAAGCAACAUUCGCAUGUGGGUUCGGAAUGGCAAUGCCAUUCCCAACCAGUUGUUCAACUACUCGGCCUCUGACAGCAAGGGCUGGCUGUAUGACAAGGACCUUCGUGUGCUUCAGUUGGUGGCAGCCAAUGUGCCUGCGGAUGUAUUUGUUUGGCAAACGCUGCUGCGCUUUGAGCUGCAUACCUGGGCCCUGAAGGUGGGCGCUGAAACUUCCGGCGAGAUGGCUGCCGCCGUAGCCUCCUUGUUUGAGAGCUACUUUCGCUUGAUUUUGAAUAUUUUAACUUGUCGUCAUCACGAGGGCGUCGGAGACGUGACCCUUGAGGACAUUAUCGAAUUUCAAGUCAUCCAGGCGCUAUGCUGUGGGCCAGCACCGUACAGUCGGAUCAAGCGCUUUUUCCCUCGCCGCUAUGAUCGCGAUGGCAGCCUGACGCGCAUGCUAGCUCGUGUCGCCAACUUCCGUCAGGCCGAGGGGUUGCGGGAGCAGAGCACCUACGAGCUCAAGCCAGAGCUAGCAUCGCUCUACGAUCCAACCACCUCCUUCCUUCUGCCGGAGAACCACAACGAUGCGGAGCAGUACUUACUGCGCCUCUCCGGCAGCCGUUCCUCCCUGUUUGACGAACCCUUUGGCCUCAAACGCCCCGCGCUACUGCCUCAAUUUAGUCAACUCGAGUCCCUGGUCUUUGAUCGUGAUUCCUAUGCAAACUCACCGGGCGUGGUGUUGUUACCAUACAUGCCGGUGCUGGUGCUGGUGCUGGUGCUGGUGCUGGUGCUGGUGCUGGUGCUGGUGCUGGUGCUGGUGCUGGUGCUGGUGCUGGUGCUGGUGCUGGUGCUGGUGCUGGUGCUGGUGCUGGUGCUGGUGCUGGUGCUGGUGCUGGUGCUGGUGCUGGUGCUGGUGCUGGUGCUGGUGCUGGUGCUGGUGCUGGUGCUGGUGCUGGUGCUGGUGCUGGUGCUGGUGCUGGUGCUGGUGCUGGUGCUGGUGCUGGGAAAAUUGGCCAACGAAAAUCUGGUUCAGCUGGUGCUUCAAUUCUUUGUUGUCGGGCUUUCGCCCUCAGAAAGCACCAACUCUUCGGCGCCAACGGCCUUGCAGUUUGCUGAGCGAGUGCGCAUCAUUUCUCUUGAGCUGCCCGAGCCCGAGCAGGGUCUUGACAUUGUGGAGCUUCUGGAGGCGGUUGCACAAACUCACCUAUGUGAGGCCACUGGUGAGACAAAGAAGAAAAAGAAGAAGAAGGACAAGGCCAAGAGCCGCCAGCAAAAGCUGAUGGCACAUUUUGCUGCCAUGCAAACGAGCUUUGCUGAGACCGUGGAGGACGAAGAUGACGAGAUCCCCAUUGACGGCACGCCAAUGCCGCCGGGCGGCGAUUACGUGUACCGCGUUCCAUUUUUGAUCUUACAAACCGAUACGGCUGAAGCCCAUGAACUGGCCAGUGACGUUGGACAAGACUCUCACUCACGCUCCUUUCUAAUUCUCAUUCACUACAAUGCCCCCCGUGUCUCAGACCUGUUGUCAGGUACUUUCAGUCGACACGGCGAGGCUGUUUUCAAAAGCUGUGGUCAUGCCAUGCACUACAACUGUCUGGAAGAAAUGCUCAAGAAUCAACGCGAACAGGAUGCUCGCUUUCUGGCCCCGGACACGCUAAACGCAUUGGCUGGGGACUUUUCGUGCCCUCUCUGCCGUUCCGUUUGCAAUACCUUCGUACCGGCUGUGGCACCUUCCAUCGUGCGCACAUGCGUGCCCGUGCAAUCAGAAGCAGCAGAAAGUGGAAGUUGCGACACCCUACUAGCUACAUUGGACAAGGCGGAGGAAGAGCUGCAUCAAAUGCGCAUCCACUCAGCACAGCUCAUGGACGAUGUGCAAGGGCAAUGGCGCGCCCGGUUUGAGAAUCAUGCUGAACCGACACCAGAGAGUUUCCGCCGGCCCAUGGACUCGCUUGAGGGGCUGGCCCACCUCGCGCCAGAGACUGACAGCCACCGUCAGGCAUUGCGAGCGCACUUUUAUUCAGCAGCAACCCUGGGCUUCCAAACCAGUCGCCUUCCAAACGUCAUGACCUUCCAAAAGGAUGGACUUUGGGCCCCGUGGACCGCUUUUUUCCAGACCAUGAGCUGCACCGAGCUUCAACUGCGCUCAAGGCGCGAAACAGUCAUGACUAAACAGCAAUUUGCCGCGAUCGAGCGCUUGUUCCAAGGCAACUUGGCCUUGACAGCCAACAUGUGUAUUCUCGGUGAUUCUCUGGCGUACCUCAAGCUGGCGCGCAACAUGCUCAACAGUACUGUAGCCAUCCCAGCUUCAGACAACCUGGGUCGUUCUCAGGAGCGUGUGCACCUUACGGCGCUGGAUCCACUCCGGCUGGUGUACACGCUCGUGACCGUCUGCAUCAUGACCAAGCAACCGGUACCGUGGGCUUCAUUAAAGGAAUUCGCCUUGGUCGUCAGCCUGGUUCGAGUCAUGAGCACGCAACCACUCGAUGACUGCGAGGAAGCAGAGGACUCAGCUUUUGGUGAGGCAAUGGAUGAUGAUCUGGCUACAGCCAUGGCUCAGUUUGGGCGGGCCUUGCAAUUGGACAACGUUUCGACCACGCUGUCGCCAUCGGCAGCUCGCCGCUUGCUGCAACAGGCUGCACCCUCGUUGCGCAGUCUCUUGCUGCUUGAAACGCUUCUCCAGGCUGGUAAGCUGCUGCAAUCUUUGCAACUUGAUGUUGGACGCCUGGGCGCCCGCAUUGAGGUUGGCAUGGAAGGCCAUGGCUGGUAUGGUCUGGCCCAGUACCUCAAGUCUUUCUUAUUUGGCGUGUCGCCCCACAUGCGACUGCUGCCGGCUACGCAGUUACACUUGGUCAAGGUGCCGCCAACCUUCAAUGAACUGUUUUUGGACGCUAAAAAGGCGUUGUGCCCAACUUUGCAUACGCCUGCCAAACAGCAAGUGUUGUGUUUAUUGUGCGGCGCCUUUGUUUGUGCACAAGGCCCUUGCUGCCAGGGACGAUAUCGCAUCGGCGCGCGCGACAUGGGCAGCAUUGGUGCCUGCUUCCGACAUACCAUCACGUGUGGGCGGGGUACGGGUAUGUUUAUCUUUGUGAGCAAAGCGCUGGUCAUGCUGAUCAACGGCGAAGCUGGCACGUUUCUACCCGCCCCCUAUGUCGAUGCACACGGCGAAUCUUCCACGGCCUUGCUCCGCUCCGCGAUCACAUCCUUUGACCCCACUCGCUUCCAAGCGCUUGAGGACAUGUGGCUGCGACAUGAAGUGGACCGAGAAACCAUGCGCGAGCGACGCCCACAAGAUUUCACAUUCUGGUAG